This is a messenger RNA of Rana temporaria (common frog), 1008 nucleotides long. Its product is annotated as gastrula zinc finger protein XlCGF52.1-like. The transcript is spliced from 3 exons. The coding region runs from base 1 to 1008 and encodes 335 amino acids. Lineage: Eukaryota; Metazoa; Chordata; Amphibia; Anura; Ranidae. The record is from RefSeq and is a predicted model, not a curated record. Gene Ontology annotation, biological process: negative regulation of transcription by RNA polymerase II; regulation of cytokine production; regulation of immune system process.
AUGGAGAGAUCCUGGGAUUUCUCUGAUCCUGAGGAUUCUUCUGAGGAUCCACAUACUAUUAUUUUUGAAUCUCACAGUACAGAUAAAUCAACAGAUCAAUCUAAUCCCGAGGAAUCUUCCUUGAACCAUGAAGGAUCUCACACAGGAGAACAUUCCUUGUCAUCUACAGUGUGUGGGAAUUCUUCCAAAGAAACCAGAGAGCCUCUUACACACCAGAAAAGUCAUAAGAGUUUGCGUACUUUCUCAUGUCCAGAGUGUGGGAGAUGUUUUAAUGUGAAAAGAAUCUUUCUCAAUCACCAGAGAAUUCACACUGGCGAGCGUCCAUUCACGUGUUCGCUUUGUGGUAAAGGCUUUAUUCAGAAAGGAAACCUUCUCAUACACCAGAGAGUUCACACAGGCGAGCAUACUUUUCCAUGUUCUGAGUGCGGCAAACUUUUUACUUACAAAGGAAACCUUCUUAAACACCAGAGAAUUCACACUGAGUGCGGGAAAUGUUUCCACGAAAAAGGAAAUCUUCUUAAUCACCAGAGAAUUCACACAGGCAAACGUCCAUAUUCGUGUUCAGAGUGCAGGAAAACUUUUGUUCGGAAAGGCGAACUUAAUAAUCACCACAGAAUUCACACUGGCGAACGUCCUUUUUCAUGUUCAGAGUGCGGGAAAUGUUUCCACGACAAAGGAAACCUUCUUAAACACCAGGGAAUUCACACGGGCAAACGUCCAUAUUCAUGUUCAGAGUGCGGGAAAUGUUUCCACGAAAAAGGAAACCUUCUUAAACACCAGGGAAUUCACACGGGCAAUCGUCCAUAUUCAUGUUCAGAGUGCGGGAAAACUUUUGUUCACAAAGGCGUACUUAAUAAUCACCAAAGAAUUCACACCGGCGAGCGUCCUUUUUCAUGUUCAGAAUGCGGGAAAUGUUUCCACGAAAAAGGAAGCCUUCUAAAACACCAGAGAAUUCACACGGGCAAACGUCCAUAUUCGUGUUCAGAGUCUAUGCAAGAUUUAAUUUAG